Molecule: messenger RNA, 2465 nt
Organism: Solanum dulcamara
Lineage: Eukaryota; Viridiplantae; Streptophyta; Magnoliopsida; Solanales; Solanaceae
Product: KH domain-containing protein HEN4
Exons: 9
Coding region: 70-2034 (654 amino acids)
Biological process (GO): regulation of gene expression
Cellular component (GO): cytoplasm; nucleus
Molecular function (GO): mRNA binding
Source: RefSeq, a predicted model, not a curated record
ACAGGGGAUUAUAAAACCCUCUCACAAGUCCACUACAUACUUGUCUUUUUCUCGACGCUUUCUCCUUUCAUGGACGCAUCCUUCGGCCACAAGCGAAACUUGGACACCACCACCACACUUGAUACUUCCACAGCCUCUACUCCCACCAAGCGCCGCCACCAAUUACUUCCGUCCUCUGCAACUCCUCCGUCAAAUUCCUUUCGUACACCACCACCACCACCUCCGCCAUUUCUGAAGCUAUCUCCUGAUGAAGCAUUCUUCCGAAUCCUCUGUCCGGCGGACAAGACUGGAGGUGUAAUCGGAAAAGGUGGAGCGAUAAUCCGACAGGUUAGAGAGGAGACCGGUGCUAAGAUUCGCAUUGACGAUUCACUAUCCGGCUGCGAUGAGCGUGUUAUCGUUGUUAUAGCCGAUUCUACGAAGAAAGAUGCUGUUAAUUCUAAUCUUACGCAAACCAGCUCGGAUAGUGGUGGUUUAAAUGUUGAAGAAUUAGCUUAUUCGGCUGUCAAUGAUGAGUCAUCAUCUCAGGCUCAGCGGGCGUUGAUUAGAGUACUUGAGAGAAUUUUGAAAGUGGAUGAGGAGGGGAAUGCGGUUCAAUCGGAAGGAGAAGGGAGGAAGGAUGAAUUUAGCGAUGUGCGGAGUCCACAAGGAGUGGUGGUUUGUAGGCUAUUAGCUCCGAGUAAUCAGGUUGGAAGCGUGCUGGGAAAAGGGGGGAAGAUUAUUGAGAAGAUAAGACAGGAGACUGGAGCUCAAGUUAGGGUUUUGCCUAAAGAUCAGUUGCCUGCUUGUGCAUUACCUGGUGACGAGUUAAUUCAGAUAACUGGAAGCUUUUCAACUGUGAGAAAAGCUCUGUUGUCUGUUUCAAGCUGUCUUCAGGAUAACUCGAAGGCAGAUUUAGUAAAUCCCUCUACCCCCAAAUUUUCAGGUAUGUCACAAAAUGGAACUGGUUAUCACACACCCGAGCAGUUCUCGAGGAGUUCUGGUGUUGAGAGUGCUGGAAUCAACCACAGGAUGGUCUUGGAGGAAGAGGUCGUGUUUAAGGUGUUGUGUCCGGCUGACAAGGUUGGAAAUUUGAUAGGAAAAGGUGGGUCAAUUAUUAGGGUGAUGCAGACUGAAACUGGUGCAUCUGUCAAGGUUGCUGAUUCGGCAUCUGAUUUAGAUGAAAGAAUUGUUGUGAUAUCUGCAAGAGAGAAUCUGGAGCAAAGACAUUCCCCUGCUCAGGAAGCUCUUAUGCGUGUCCAGGGUAGAAUUGCUGAGAUUGGAUUUGAACCUGGAGCUGCAGUUGUAUCAAGGCUUCUGGUACAUGCUCGUCACAUGAGUUGUCUCUUUGGUAAUGGAAGUAUGCUAAUUGCUGAAUUGCGACGAGUCACUGGUGCUAGCAUUCGUAUUUUUCCCAGAGAACAAUCUCCAAAAUACGGUUCCCACACAGAAGAAGUUUUACAGAUUAUUGGGAGCAUGCAGUCUGUACAGGAUGCUUUGUUCCAAAUUACUUGUAGGCUUCGUGAUGCAAUGUUUCCUGUGAAACCACAUGUUUCAACAAUUGUCCCUCCGCAUUUCCCCCCUUACUCUGAAAUUCCAUCCCCAUCAUUCAGGCCAAGGCACGAUCCUGCUUCUCCCAGUUACCACUCACCUGUUGGCUACUCCCAUGAUCGUGCUCCCCAUUUCUAUGGUUAUGAGAGACAAGGGCAUGUUCCAUUCUUUGAUAGACCUCCUUCACCUGGAAGAUGGGGUCCUCAGGCAGUCAAUUCUAGAUAUACAGCUGGAGUGGCUGAUUGUAGCAGUGGCAGUGAGACAGCACCUAAUUUUCCAGGGAUUGUUAGUGAAGUUGUAAUUCCUCAGAUGUUGUUAAAGCAUGUUUUUGGAGAGGAUUCUAGCAACCUUCGUGCUAUAGCAAGGAUUUCAGGUGCUAAGGUAGUAAUUCAUGAUCCUGUAGCUGGUUCUACAGAAGGCACUGCUGUUGUGUCAGGGACACCAGAUCAAGUGCGAGCCGCACAGACCCUUAUUCAUGCCUUCAUCUUCGCUGAGCAGAACAUGUAGAGCUUGUUUCUUACCAUGAUCCUAGAGGAAGAACAUAGUGUAUAUGAGAAAUCUCAAUCAACGGUCUAAAGGGGAAAAAAACAUUAACAAAGUGGAAAGACGGAGAAUGCAGCAGAUAUUCGGGAAGGAAAAAAGUCAGCUAUGGCUGUUUUUUUAAUCAUAUUUUGCAGGCGAAAAUCAUGUAGUAUAUGUAAAUGUUAAAGCAACGAGCACAUGAAUUUGUCAGUUCAUUUGAUUCUUGUAGAAACACAAUCAUGUGGUUCUGUAAGAAAUACAAUGCAGGUGUAUCUUUCUAUUAUUAGUUUCAAAUCCUAAUAAUUUCCGUUUGGCUAGAUAAAUAGGGAGUAAAAUGUGUUAGUCUAUACAUGUUACUAACAUUCUAUUUGGUUGGACAAUCAUAAAAAUACUUAUAUACUCUUCUCAGUUGUUAA